This is a messenger RNA of Rotaria sp. Silwood2, 1881 nucleotides long. The record is from the annotation of a GenBank genome assembly. Lineage: Eukaryota; Metazoa; Rotifera; Eurotatoria; Philodinida; Philodinidae.
AUGGAUGCAGAUGAAUUUCGACAACGAGGAAAAGAAAUGAUUGAUUUUAUAGCUGAUUAUUUAACUAAUAUUCGAACAAGACGUGUAUUUCCAAAUGUUAAACCAGGUUAUAUGCGACCAAUGAUUGAUGAAGAAGCUCCAAUACAUGGUGAACCAUGGGAAAAUAUUUUUAAAGAUAUCGAACGUGUGAUCAUGCCGGGAGUUACACAUUGGCAAUCUCCUUAUAUGCAUGCUUAUUUUCCAGCUUUAAAUUCUUAUCCAUCAUUACUUGGAGCAUCAAGUCCAGCAUGUACAGAAUUAGAAGCAGUUGUUAUGGAUUGGUUAGCAAAAAUGAUUGGUUUACCUGAUGAUUUUCUACAUACACAUGCUGAUACAACCGGUGGAGGUGUAAUUCAAACAACAGCUUCUGAAGCAACACUUGUUGCAUUACUUGCCGCUCGAAAAGAAGUUAUUCAUAGAGUUCAAGCUCAAUUUCCUUAUUUAAGUCCAGCCGAAAUCAAUGGACGUCUUGUUGCUUACUGUUCUGAUCAAGCUCAUUCAUCAGUAGAAAAAGCCUGUCUUAUUGGCUUGGUUAAAUUAAAUCUUGUACCAAGUGAUGAUAAAUUGCGUUUACGUGGUAACGCACUACGACAAGCAAUAGCUAAAGAUAAAGAAAAUGGUCUUAUUCCUUUUUAUCUUUGUGCAACAUUGGGUACAACGGGAGCUUGUGCUUUUGAUAAUCUUAUUGAACUUGGUUCGAUCUGUGAACGAGAACAUAUAUGGAUACAUGUUGAUGCAGCUUAUGCUGGAAGUGCUUUUAUUUGUCCGGAAUUUCGACAUUUUAUGAAUGGUGUAGAACUAACACAAUCAUUUGCAUUUAAUCCUUCAAAAUGGAUGAUGGUUCAUUUUGAUUGUACGGCUAUGUGGGUAAAAUCAAGUGCUGCAUUACAUCGAGCAUUUAAUGUUGAUCCAUUAUAUCUUCAACAUGAAAAUGCAGGUGUAGCAAUUGAUUAUAUGCAUUGGCAAGUACCAUUGAGUCGUCGAUUUCGUGCAUUGAAACUUUGGUUUGUAAUUCGUUCAUUUGGUGUUGAAGGACUUCAAAAACAUAUUCGAAAUGGUGUUCGAAUGGGUAUAUUGUUUGAAUCGCUAGUUAAAAGUGAUGAUCGCUUUGAAUCACCUGCUGAACGACAUCUUGGUCUUGUUAUAUUUCGAUUAAAAGGUGAAAAUGAAUUAACUGAACAAUUAUUAAAAGAAAUAAAUAGUGGUGGUUUAAUACAUUGUGUACCAGCAUCUAUUAAAGGAAAAUAUAUUAUUCGUUUUACAGUAACAGCUACAUCAACUAAUUCUGAUGAUAUAAAACGUGAUUGGGAUAUAAUACAAAAAUCAGCUACUAAAAUUCUUCGUCCAUUAGAUAAUUUAUCACCACGAGAACGAAGAAAUACAAUGAAAAAUUUACAUGAUGGUUUUCGUAUGUCACUUGUUUUAUCAAAUACACCACAUAGUCCAUGCUUAAUAAAUGGAAGUUUUGCUGCUAUACUUCCACUUAAUACAAGUCAUAUAUAUGCAAUGACACAUGAAUUAAGUCAACGUGCAUUAAAAAAUUCUCCUCUACCUAUAUCAAGACGACGACGAACAAAAACUGAUUUGACACAUCGAGCAAUUAGUAAACAAAUGAGUAUUGAUUAUUGGAUGACAAAUAAUAAACAAGAAAAUAAAUAUUUAGUUUCACCAACACCUUCAUCAUUACCAAUUAGCCGUCAAGGAAGUUUAGAUUCACGUAUUGAGGAAAUUUUAGAAAACAAUUCGAUGGAUAAUAAUAAAACAAAUGAUGGAUUUACAUUUACAACAGUUAAUGGUCAUACUGAACAUCAUGGUAAUACACCGAAAAAUGGCAAAGAAUAA